Chroicocephalus ridibundus (black-headed gull) is the source of this 3135-nucleotide messenger RNA. Its product is annotated as centrosome-associated protein CEP250-like. The record is from RefSeq and is a predicted model, not a curated record. Gene Ontology annotation, cellular component: centriole; centrosome. The transcript has 9 exons. Lineage: Eukaryota; Metazoa; Chordata; Aves; Charadriiformes; Laridae. Bases 301 to 1557 code for a protein of 418 amino acids. Gene Ontology annotation, biological process: cilium assembly.
GGGCGACGGCCCGUCCCCGCGGCCCCGGCUCUCGCCCGCCGUCGCGGGCCCCCCCCGACACGCGGCUCGCGGGGACCGUUUCCCCCCGCUCCCGCCCCCAGCGUCGGCCGGGGCCGGUAACGGUCUCCGAGCGGAGCCGGCCGGAGCGAACCGCGGCCGGAGCGGCCUCUUCCCCCGCGGCAGCCCCGCAGCCCGCAGGAAAGCGCCGCCGCAGAGCGGCCCCGAGCGAGCCCGUCCCUCCCGCCCCGCGGCUCCCGGCGGCGCCCGUCAGGCGGCGGAGCCCGGCCGGCGAGCGGGGGCAUGGCGGCGCCGGGCCCGGCCUCCCUGCAGCGCCGGCUGCAGAGCUCGCAGGAGGCGCGGCACCGGCAAGCGGUGCUGGUGCGGAAGCCGCAGGCGAAGGUCCUGCAGUACCGGACUCGCUGUCAAGAGCUGGAGCAGCAGCUGGAAGCAGGAGGGGGCUGCCUCCCAGGCAGGUGGGAAGAAGCCACAGAAGCCCUGGAGAAAGGCCUGCUUCAGGUGGAAGAGGAGCAGCAAAGGUGCGAGGAUCUGGCCGAAGUGAACAGUCUGCUGCGGGAGCACCUGGAGAAAGCGAAUGAGGUGAAUUCAGCCCUCAAAGAAGAUGUUGGAAAGCUGACGGUGGAUUGGAUGAGGGCGCGGGAGGAGCUGGAAGCGAAGGAGCGCGAAUGGCGCCAGGAACGUGAGCUCUAUGAGGACUACUUCAGGGGUGACCGUGACCGUCUGCUCGGGCUGUGGCGUCAGGUGGUCACCUUCCGCCGUCAUUUCCUGGAAAUGAAGACGGCCACGGACCGACUGAAGGACUUGGUGGCACUUGAAGAAAACCAUUCCUUGUUACAGCAUGAGUUGGCAGUUGCGAGAGAGACGCUGGAGGAAUCGCACCUUGAGAUGGAUCUGCUGAAGCAAGAGAAACAGGAGCUUAGAGUGGCCCUGGAGAAGCUGGAGCAAGAGAAUGAAGCUCUGCUGGGUAAAGUGGAGGAGAUGGAGAGAGCAAAGAUCUCUGCCCAGGAGAAGCUGAGCUUGUGUAGAAGAGCAAAGAGUGAGCUCUGUGCAGAGAAAGCCCACCUGGAGCAGCUGCUGAAGAAAGCAGAGGAGCAACAAGAGGAGCUGCGAGUAGAGCUGGGGGUCCUGGCAGAGGAGAAGGAAGAAGCCCAAGAGAAACUCCUUGAGGUUUCCCGCCAGCAAGAGUCGUCUCGCAGUGGCCUGGAGCAGUUGCGCCAGGAGUCCUCUCGCCAAGGGCACGCACUGGCCGAGGUGUGCGCAGAGAAGGAGUUGCUGGUGCGGGAGAAGGCUGCCCUGAAGGUGCGACUGGCAGCCCUGGAGCGGGAGAGACAAGGCCUUUCAGAGCAGCUGGCAGAGGCCAGGUCAGGGAAGGAGACCCUGGAAUCCAGCUUGUUUGAGGCUCAGCAGCACUUAUCUGCACUGGAGAUCGCCAGGAGUCAUCUUGAAGUCCAGCUUCACACAGUGGCGCAGGCCAAGGAGGUGAUACAAGGUGAGCGACUCAUGUUUCUGGUGAUCCCCUGCCUAGGCAAGGUGGUAUGAAACCAGCUCUCUGUCCGCAGUGCCUGUGAGGAGUGAAGGAGCUGGAGACAGAUCCCUCCUCCACGGAAACUCAAAGGGCGUAAGGUCAGUAAAGGCAGAACUGUGGUUUGUGCAGACUCUGACUCUUGCCAUUUGUCGUGUUUGCAGGGGAAGUGAAGUGCCUUCAGUGGGAGCUGGAAGCAGAGAGGUCUCUCCUGAAGCAGGAGCGGGAAGACAUGGUGCAAGAGCUCCUGCAGAAAGAACAGCAGCAUAAGGACACCCUCAAACUUCGGGAGGCCGACCACCAAGGGGAGAUAAACAAGCUCCUGCAAGACGUGGUAGGAAACACUAUGCUUCUGAAUCCUUCAAGCCAGCUUUGUGGGCUGGCUUGAGGAGAAGAACAGCCUGAGCGUGUGAAAUGGCAGCAAUGGUCUGUCCCGGGCGACAUGGUGCCGGGCCAGGCAGCAGAGCCAGUGGCUCGUCCUUGAAGGCACGUGGAGACCCCCAGGACUCUGGUGGGACAGUAAAUGCAGGCACGGGUUGCGUGUGGGCGUAAGAGGAAUUCAGCAGAAGAUAGGGUGGUCCCCACCCAAAGCAUGGCAGCAAAGGGCUGGGAUCUUCCCAGACUCCUGCCCGCCAUGGAAUAGACUCCUAACACUGCUGCCAGCUGCAGGCAGGGGAACUUUGUUCCUUCCUUUCUGUCCUUUGGCAGCUGACAGAGGUAUUGGAGCAGACGGAACAGGCCCCUUGUUCCUGGUACUUGAGUUCGUGGCCUGUCCUGUGAGGAGGGCAUGAGGGUAUGGUCUCUUUCUGACCCUGCAGUCCAUCUGCACCUUUUCCUUGACAAAAAGGGAGCCGAGCUUUGAAAAUAGAGACUGUGAGCCUAUGCUGUUUUGAGGAGCUUGGCUGAGACAUCAUCAAAUGACUGAAUGGUUUGGGUUGGAAGAGACCUUAAAAGAUCCUCUAGUUCCAACCUCCAUGCCAGUGGGACACCUCCCACCAGACCAGGUUGCUCCAAGCCCUGUCCAACCUGGCCUUGAACGCCUCCAGGGAUGGGGCAUCCUCAGCUUCUCUGGGCAACCUGGGCCAGUGUCUCAGCAACCUCACAGCAAAAAAUUUCUUCCUAAUAUCACCUCUAAAUCUCCCUUCUUUCAGUUUAAAACUGGUCCCCCUUGAGUCCCUUUAGGGAUUAGAAGGGGCUCUAAGGUCUCCCCGGGGCCUUCUCUUCUCCAGACUGAACCCCCCCAAUUCUCUCAGCCUGUCCUCACAGCAGAGAGGCUCCAGCCCUCGUAGCAUCUUCGUGGCCUCCUCUGGCCCCGCUCCAACAGGUCCGUGUCCUUCUGCUGUUGGUGCCCCAGAGCUGGAGGCAGCACUGCAGGGGUUCUCCCCAGAGCGGAGCAGAGGGGCAGAAUCCCCUCUCUCUCUGCUGGCCACGCUGCUGGGGAUGCAGCCCAGGCUGCGGGGGGCUUUCUUAGCUGGAGUGCAUAUUGCCGGCUUGCCAAAGCUUGAUGGGACCUUUCUGAGGCCACGUUCCCUACCUUGGGUCACUGAGCCAACACUGCACCUGCCCUUCGAUAGUGACGGGGAGGGAGACCACGA